This is a messenger RNA of Scleropages formosus (Asian bonytongue), 1815 nucleotides long. RefSeq names its product caudal type homeobox 4 (gene cdx4). The coding region runs from base 465 to 1289 and encodes 274 amino acids. Gene Ontology annotation, biological process: embryo development; regulation of transcription by RNA polymerase II; anterior/posterior axis specification. Gene Ontology annotation, molecular function: DNA-binding transcription factor activity, RNA polymerase II-specific; RNA polymerase II transcription regulatory region sequence-specific DNA binding. Gene Ontology annotation, cellular component: nucleus. The transcript is spliced from 3 exons. Lineage: Eukaryota; Metazoa; Chordata; Actinopteri; Osteoglossiformes; Osteoglossidae. The record is from RefSeq and is a predicted model, not a curated record.
UAUAUUCCUAUUAGCAUAAUUAAUUGAUCGGAAUAAAGGCCCGCGCCGAGAUGUGACUUAGAAACGCGCACAAUGAGUCGAUGGCCAAGGGACUCGCGUCGACAGCAACGAGGGGGAACUGGAGGGGUCACUCGCUCCUCAUUUGAAUGCAAACGUCCCGGGUUUGAGGACUCCUCUGACGUCAUGCGACCCUCGGGUAUACCUUUAGCAAGAGCACCUUGUCAAUAGAGCUCCACGAUGAGCGAGUGAGGGCGCAUCACGCAUCACGCGUCACGGCCGCUGCCGAGAACUGCGCUGGACUGCAGGACCCAGAGCACCUCGAAGGAGCCCAGAAGGGCCGCUCGCGCUGCGGAGCAACAGUGAGUUAAAGCCAAGGAAUCACUGUUCAGGAUAUAGAAUCUCAUCUUGGCGCGGGGCCGCUAUGUCCCCGUGAAGAGAGCGCGCGUUGUGUGUGUGUGUGGACGAUGCACGUGAGCUACCUUGUGGAGAAAGAGGGCACCAUGUACCACCAAGGACCUGUGAGACGCUCCAUGAACCUCCCGCCGCAGAGCUUCCCGUCAACCCCUCAGUACCCCGACUUCGCGGGGUACCACCACGUGCCCACCAUGGAGAGCCAGGCGCAGCCCGCGGGUGGGGGGGCCUGGGGGGGGCACUACGGCGCGCCCAGGGAGGACUGGGGCGCCUACGGACUGGGACCCCCGAGCAGCACCGUGGCUGCGCCCAUGAGCGGCUCGUCCCCGGGCCCGGUGCCCUACUGCCCCCCCGACUACAGCGCCAUGCAGCCGCCGCCCGGAUCUGCCACCUUACAGCCGCCCCCGGAGGCCGUGAACGUGGGAGGCGUGACCCCCGACAGGGAGCGGCGAAACUCGUACCAGUGGAUGAACAAAACGGUGCAGUCAUCGUCCACAGGCAAAACAAGGACGAAGGAGAAGUACAGGGUGGUCUACACGGACCACCAGAGGUUGGAGCUGGAGAAGGAGUUUCACUACAACCGCUACAUCACGAUCAGGAGGAAGUCGGAGCUCGCGGUGAAUCUGGGCCUUUCCGAAAGACAGGUCAAGAUCUGGUUCCAGAAUCGCAGGGCCAAGGAGAGGAAGCUGAUCAAGAAGAAGAUGGGUCAGUGUGAAGGCAGCAGCGGUUCCACGCACAGCGACCCAGGUUCAGUGAGUCCCCUACCCGUGACGGGAUCCCUGAGCCCCUCGGAUAUCCACGGCUCUUUGUACCCACCCGCAGGAAUGAACACGAUGCCCCCCAUUGGGACCGUACAGCAAGUGACUGUGAGUCAGUAGAGCAGUAAAUGUGUACCUGGGUACUACCUGGGACUGUGUGUCCACUUCACCGGAGCACUCGGACACACCGAGCGGGAGGGACUUCGGCACCACGCGGAUUUAUCGAGGGAUUCCAGAAGCAUCGGUGCGCUCGAGCGCGCGUUCGUUGUGGAUUACAACAAACACGCUUUUCAAAGACAUUCUGGAGGCUCUUCCAUAUAUUGUUUUCAAUAGAAUAGUUUUGAGAAAGUGCAGCGUUUCAUGGAGUCGGUAUUUUUAAGGGAAUGUUUGAAUGCUUUGUUCACAGCUGUGUGUGUGUGUGUUGGGGGGGGCCUGUUGGUGAAUCGGCUGCGAAUCGAACGCAGUUCUGUCCUGCCUCUGGAAGUGUAAGGAAGCAGUUUUCGUACCAUGAAUGUGUCACUGGGUAAAGUGUGUCUGAGCACCUUUUCUAGGGUCCCCGUCCCCCCAGCCCUAUGCUCGAGAUGCAGGUGCGACUGUACAUCCUCAUGUCCCGAUAUACGGGGAAGGGCCUUUAACGGAAAGGCUC